ACGGGCAGGGAAAACCAGUCAAAUCUUCCCCGGGGGCCAUGGCCCUAUGUCGGUAUUAUCCCUAGUCGGCUACCUCCCGAUCCCCCGCCGCGCCCCGCCCCGCCGGCUUCCUCUCCACCACCACCACCGCUCCCCCUCGCGCCGGCCGGCCUAUUCUCUCUAUCGGGUUCUCCCCACGAUCGGCGCGCCGUCGCUGCCCCGCGGCCGCGGUCCCGCGUCGCCUCCGCCCCGGCUACCUCGAUCCGCCCCUUGAUGGAGAAGGGCAAGUCGGUGGUCGCGGAGCUCGCGGCGUCCUUCAGCGGUAUCCAGGUCGCGCCGCGCCGGAAGCCCACGAGUAUACCGCCAGGACCAGCGGCGUCCUUCUAUUCUCCCGUGAAGAAGGCCAAGCCUGCAAAAUUGGUCAAUUUGUGCAUUGGCGUCCUCGGUCAGCAUCUUGAAGAUAUUAUCACCGAUAUUUCUGAAUUCACUGCCUUCUUUCCACCCCAUAUAAAGUUGGCAAUUCUUUCUAUUGCAAGGAGGAGAAGGUUACUGAAUGACGAAGUUCUGGUUUCUCUUGCUGAUAGCUCCUGGAAGGUCCUAGAUAUAUCUGGGUCUGAUGUUACUGAUGUUGGUUUGGCUACUGUGGCGCAGAUUUGUAGUAGCUUAUGGGCUAUUGAUAUUAGUCGAUGUGAAAAAAUAACUGCUGCUGCCGUUUCAGAGGUUAUAUGCCACUGUCCAUCCUUGGAGAUAUUAAGAUGCGGAGGCUGUCUAAGAAGCGAAUUCACAGCACGUCGGUGCGUUGAUCUUUUAAAACCCAAACUGAAUACUCUUGAAGAGGACUCAUGGGAGGAACUUGAAGCAGUAGAUAUUGGUGGCGGCGCAGAGUCUUUAAGAUGGUUAGUUUGGCCCAAGAUAGACGAUUACUCGAAAGAAAUCCUUGCAGCAGAGUGUCCUCGUGUUAUCGUCAACCCGCAACGAUCACUUCUUGACCUGUGCGGAUCCAAGACCCCGAAUGAAGCAUUGGCGAGUGUGCCAUUAGACCAUUCCAUAGUAGAAGAUAUUGAUCCGAAAACAUGGGCAGUGUCUGCGGCCCCUCCAAGAGCAGCUCCUCCACCUCAGCCAAAUGCUCUACCUGAAAUACCGAUCGCUGAGAGGUUCAGGCUAGCCUAUGCGUCGAGGGAAGCGAGGCUGGCACCAAAGAGGGCAAGGAGGGAAAUGCAGCGUCGGCGCCGUGCCGAAAGGGAUUACUGGAUGAAUGACAUUGACGCCAAAUCUGUGGCCCUUGCGAGUAAAUACCUGAGCAAGAGCUAGUGAUGGCGAAAGGGGUUACUGGAUGGAAAUAUGGAAUGUUGUAUGUAUCGAAGGUUGUCAAUCAAAAUACAAGGGAGAAACGCUGAGUUGUAACAAUGGAACGGUUGCAUCCGGUUAGGAGCGAAGUGGUGGAUGUAUUACCCAACUAUAAAUGAAAACCUUCACAGUUUUGUA
Messenger RNA from Lolium perenne, 1464 nucleotides. NCBI's taxonomy places the organism in Eukaryota, Viridiplantae, Streptophyta, Magnoliopsida, Poales, Poaceae. The record is from RefSeq and is a predicted model, not a curated record.